This is a messenger RNA of Cyclopterus lumpus (lumpfish), 837 nucleotides long. RefSeq lists its product as uncharacterized. The transcript is spliced from 2 exons. The record is from RefSeq and is a predicted model, not a curated record. The coding region runs from base 22 to 837 and encodes 271 amino acids. NCBI's taxonomy places the organism in Eukaryota, Metazoa, Chordata, Actinopteri, Perciformes, Cyclopteridae.
CUGGAGGUGUACAAGUCCAGGAUGGAGGGCAGGCUGGAACCAAUAGUUCUCGCCUCUGUCAUUUGGCUGCUGCUGGACAUGGCAGCACUUCGCAUUUCAAUGGACGAUGUGAACAGUCAGCUGCUGAAGGAGCGAGUUAUAAGAGACCGGGAGAUUUCAAAACAGCAGCGGGGGACACAGUUGGUGAAACAGGGGUUUAAGAACCCGGUUCAGAGGGUGGACCUCGCUGUUACACGUGCUGGUAAAGCACCACUCAGUUCAAGCAUCAAACUGGCUCAUGUCUACAGACAUGGAGGGCAGAGACAGAGUCACCAAGGAGAUCAUCUUCCCAAGGCUGACCAACCCAAGCAUGUUGCUUUUGAACAUAAAGAAGGACACCGCAAUGUCACACCGAAGCAGGAUGUUCCUGCAAGGAAGAAAGCAGUCGACUUGGAUCUGAAUGGGAUGAAAACAGAGAUGAGUAGAGGGACGUUACCUGUGGUAGUGCCUAAUAUAUCCCAAGUGCCGCCUGGUGUUCAGGAAAACAAACAUGGAAAGAAGGGACCCGUUAAUUCUGAACCUAAGGCCGAGACUGGAACAGAGGUGAGUUUGCAGGCACACCCUGUUAAGACAACAACUAAAUUGCCAAAGAAGGAUGUAAAAGGAAAGGUGGUAGACCAUAAAACAGAGGAGAAACACGUUAAGACGAUCGCCAAGAGUGACCUGAAGGCAGCGAAGGAAACCCUGAUACCUACAAUCAAGCUCCGAGCAGGAGAGGACUCCAAGGAUAAACAUGUCACUGCGAAGGCCAGCUCAGUAGCCAGAUGUGCUCAGUGUGAUGGACGCCCAGUCAGCUGA